UGAAAUGGAGGAUGAGGAAACCGACGACGAUUUUUGGGACUACAAGUCACUAAAGAGAACACGUAAACCUGAUUCAAAUGCAGCAUCGUCGCAGAAACGACAAAAAGUGUCACAAAUCACUAACGCACGAUCACGGAGUCAAGUUAAAAAAAGAAGCGCAAGUCAGCAGUCCCAAGUACAAAGUACAAGGAAAACCAGUCGAAGGGCUUGUAAAACACCGACUACUAAACCACUAAAAUAUACAUCGGAUGUAAAGUCGAUUGAAAAUUCUGGAAAAUUACAUAAUUCUAAAAAGUUCGAAUCGUCUGAGUCAACAGAUAACGACACUAAACUAAACACACCAAAACAAUAUGGUGGGCGCUGCCCAAAUUGCCAAAUGCCAUUCAGAUUAUUGCUUAUAAAGUCGCCAAAUUGGCAUACUGCAGAAUGUAUGGAUAAGUCACCAAAUAUCACCAUAUCAGAAUGCCAAGAUGGGCUAAAGUGCACUUCUACAAUUCCCAAACCUGUCAGCAAAUCACAGAGACAGCUUUUCUGUGAGAAUGAAUCUUCAAAACAUAACGAGAAAGAAGACGAACUCUCCGAUGAAGAUAUAUUCUCUUCACUUGUAAAUUGGCCAAAGAGUGUAGCAGAGUGCAUUGAACCAGAGAGAACACCCAAAAACCAGUCAUUGAAUUUCAGAACUGAGAUACCAUUCAGAAAAAAAGUUCUCAUGUCACAAACUUCAGACAUUGACAAUAACACACAAAACCACAUUGUAGAAAAGUUGGAAAUAGAGAAGUGUGUAGAACUGUCAAAAACUAAAUCUACUUUAGAUGAAAUUGUUAUUGAUGACACAGAGUCAGUGUGUUCUGAAUUUGAACCUGAUAUGCAAGAUCUCCAAGAGAGUGAAGGGACCGGUAACAGUAACUCACCUGAGGACCAUCACAAUGUUGCUGUUGAAAUAUCACCAUCAAAUAGUAGUAUUCAUUCAAGUCAAUCUAAAAAGGAGUUAAAAUGCCAAAAAAGUAUAACUUCUUUCUUCCAAUCUGUCAGUGGUGAUACCAUAAAGCGAAAACCAACAGCUACUAAUUCCACUACAAUUAAUGCUUUCACAAAACUUUUUAGAAGCAAGGGUAAAAGUACAAUACAAAACAAUAGUUGGAAAGGAAAAGCGAAGGCAGACACAGACAACAUUUCUAUGCAAGGACCAAGAAGGAAUUGUCCCUUUUACAAGAAGAUUCCAGGCACUCCAUUCACAGUUGAUGCAUUCCGGUAUGGUAGUAUACCUGACUGUAAGGUGUAUUUCCUUACGCACUUUCAUUAUGAUCAUUACGGUGGAUUAACAAGACAGUUCAAACACCCAAUAUACUGUAGUAAG
Molecule: messenger RNA, 1357 nt
Organism: Saccoglossus kowalevskii
Lineage: Eukaryota; Metazoa; Hemichordata; Enteropneusta; Harrimaniidae
Product: DNA cross-link repair 1A protein-like
Biological process (GO): interstrand cross-link repair; double-strand break repair via nonhomologous end joining
Molecular function (GO): damaged DNA binding; 5'-3' DNA exonuclease activity
Source: RefSeq, a predicted model, not a curated record